UUUAGUUUUUUUUGGUUAAAAGGUAAGAAACGUUUCUUAUAUUACACUAAGAUCCGUAUUAAUCAUAUGCUCUUAUAUACAUUUUUGGGUAUGAAUGCAAGUGCAUAGGUAUAUGCAUGAUGCAUCCAAAUCUAUUUUAAUUUAAUUUCAUAAAUGCUUUGGAUUUUAUACUUCAGCAAUACAGAAACAAAUUAUUUUCCCGUUCCACUAAUUAUUCCUCUUCUUCCUUAAAAGUCUACGCGUUUCAUUUAUUUUAACGUCCGCUCAAACACGUUUCAUAUCACCUAACGAAAAUCUCAGUACAAACGUUUCUAUAAAUUGAACUCUCAUGAAAGCUUCGAAAGAACAUCAAAGCUUUCCUCCACAUCUAUUUUUUGGCCAUGACGGAUCUAACCUUAGAGCUUAAUAUCAACUCAGCAAGUGACCUUGAGUAUGUCAAUCACAUCACAAAGAUGAACGUUUACGCGGUCGUAACCCUUUUGGGCGACAAAAAGAUACAGAAAGUGAAAACCGCGGUAGAUCGCCACGGUGGAUCUAACCCUAACUGGAAUCACGCCUUCAAGUUUUCCGUCAAUGAGAGAUUAGCCAGAGAAGGCCGUUUAACACUCGUCGUGGGAUUGUUCUCCGGUCGAGUCCUAGGCGAUAAAGAUAUUGGUAAGGUAGAGAUCCCGUUGGUUUACCUCUUGCCGUCAACUAACGAUAACAGUAAUGGCCAUGGAAUGAAGUUUGUGACGUAUCAGGUGAGAACUCCUUCUGAGAGAAUGAAAGGUUCUUUGACUUUCUCGUACCGGUUCAAUGGGACAGACGUUAUUUACGGUCCGGUUCACCAACAGGGACCAACGUCGUGGGCUCCUCCACCGAGUCAGCAUGGUUAUGGGCCGUAUCCUUACAUGUCACAGCCGCCGCCACCGACUGGAUAUGGAUACGAAGGGCCGCCGCAGUAUAGGAAGAAUGAAGAGAGGUUGGCGAAAGCUGAUCUUCUUGUUUCAGCUGUGUCAUUACUUCGUUAGUGACAAAAAAAAAUUUAUUAGCCAAUAAAUAUACAAUUUCCAUUUUAUAUA
Brassica napus (rape) is the source of this 1061-nucleotide messenger RNA. Its product is annotated as protein SRC2-like. NCBI's taxonomy places the organism in Eukaryota, Viridiplantae, Streptophyta, Magnoliopsida, Brassicales, Brassicaceae. The record is from RefSeq and is a predicted model, not a curated record. Bases 381 to 1010 code for a protein of 209 amino acids. The transcript is spliced from 2 exons. Gene Ontology annotation, biological process: defense response.